Postia placenta MAD-698-R-SB12 is the source of this 2514-nucleotide messenger RNA. RefSeq lists its product as hypothetical. NCBI's taxonomy places the organism in Eukaryota, Fungi, Basidiomycota, Agaricomycetes, Polyporales, Adustoporiaceae. The transcript is spliced from 4 exons. The coding region runs from base 1 to 2514 and encodes 837 amino acids. The record is from RefSeq and is a predicted model, not a curated record.
AUGAGCCAGAACACAAACACACCAUUGAUGCCCCCGCGCGGUCAUUCGACGGCACCAAGCUUCGACCCGUCGGAAGUCCGUUCGCUUCGGCGUUACUUCCAGGACCUCGAAGCGUUGUUCACCCGGUGUCAGAUUACCGACGAAGCAGCCAAGAAACAGUGGGCCGUUCGGUAUCCUUCGAUCGACGUCGCCGACUUAUGGGAAACCAUCGAGUCCUUCAUCGACGUAGCCAAGAGCUACAACGACUGGAAAGCCGACGUACGAGCACUCUAUCCUGGCGCCGACGAUACAAGAAAGUGGUCGCUGGCAGACAUGGAUCAGCUCAUUGGAGAACGCGCUCGUAUCAGGAUUCACAACGCAGCAGACCUAGGCUGCUAUUACCGCGACUUCAUGGCCAUUACGAAACAUCUCAUCGCACAGCACCGGCUCUCCACUAUCGAACAAAGUCGCGCAUUCCUUCGAGGAUUCCAGCCAGCAUUGCUCACACGGCUCGAGACCCGACUGCAUCUCAAGCAUCCCGAUCACUACGCCGACGACCCGUACACCAUGGCAGAGAUUCACGCGGCGGCUACGUUCAUCUUACACGGUACAUCGAGCACACCUACGACGGCGGCUAACCAAGCUACCGCUUCGACGUCGAACACUUCGACAACGGUGCCCCCCGGGAUGAUCAAAACCGAAGACAUCUCGAUGAUCAUCGAAAGCCUGUCGAGAACGAUCGCAACACUCAUUCAGCCGACGACACACGCUACGCACAACCACGCCCCCGCACCGAGACAACAAGCUGCCGUCCACGUCCACGAGAACAGCGGAAUUGAACAGACGUGCCACUACUGCGGCAAUCGUGGCUGCAGGGUAGGCACCUGCGAGUUCGCGGAGAUUGACAUCCGGGACGGCAAGUGCAAGCGUAACACCGAAGGCAAGAUCGUCCUUCCAAACAGAAGCUUCUGCCCCCGCACUAUCCCUGGUCUCACGAUACGAGAUCGAAUCUACGAGUGGCAUAGAAGAAAUCCCGCAGCACCCGCCGCUCCGAUGAUGCUCUUCGAGAUCGACGAUCGCUCGACUAUGCAGACCUUCACGCUCAACACCAGCAGCAGGAUCGAGGCGCUCGAGCGAGAACUCCUUCAGCUUCGGAAGCGAAGGGAGGUCUUCGACGGCGUCGAGAUUCUACAACGGAAGAAGCCCACGACGCCAGCCGUCCCGAAGAGCGCGGAAGCCUCGGGAUCUGCUACAUCGAAAGUAGUGGCGGCACCCUCGAGCACUUCGACAAGCACGGCCCCGCCUCCGACGAUACCAGCAGCAGCACCCGCCACCACCAGUACACCCCUUCGCAAACGCUCGCGACGCAACAUACGCCCCACCGAACGUUCGGAACUUCGCAACUCCACCAAAGCCCUCGAACGACAAGGGCAAGGAACCAGCGUACAAGACCAUCGUCCCCGUUAUCCAGCCGAAGCUCGCCGAAGAAAUCUUCCAGCGUUCGAUGAAGUCGCAUACCGCGACGCCGUCACCCCUAAGCGAGUCUCGACGGAACCCGUCGCGUCGGCCCACAUCGUAGAAAUCGGCGCCGACGAGGUCACGGCCGUCAACCAGCUCUCGUGUUCAGGUGCAACAUUGGAACCCGGUGCUACAAUCGUCCCAGACCCCUAUGAAACAUAUCUGAAGCACAUCCCUCACGGCGAGCACCCCGCGGAAUUUACUGUCGCCCGCAAUUCGAACGCGAUUCGUUCGAUCAUCGCAUUGGUCGACAACAAAGAGCAGAUCGAAUGCAUCGUUGACCCCGGUUCACAGAUCGUCGCCAUGUCGGAAGAGGUCUGUCUCGGCCUCAACCUCCUCUUCAAUCCUACAAUCCAGCUGAACAUGCAAUCGGCGAACGGCGAGGUGGACCGAUCGCUGGGACUCAUUCGAAAUGUUCCCUUCCGCAUCGGUGAGAUCGUAUUGUACCUCCAGGCUCACGUCAUUCGAAACGCAGCAUACGACAUCCUCCUCGGCCGACCCUUCGACGUGCUCACGCAGAGCGUCGUCAAGAACUUUGCCGACGAGAACCAGACCAUUACGAUCCUCUGUCCGAACACCGGCGAAACCGUCACGAUUCCGACCUUCGAGGAAUUGAUUCCCCAUGAUCAAGGAGAAGCCGCGCUAGUCAUCGACUACGAUGGGGUAAACCCGAAUAUUUCCUUCGUCGCUCCUAUUGACUCCUCGAUUCCGAAUGCUGUUUCGUCACUGUACCUCUCCGCAUGCACCUCCGUUUCUUCAUAUUUACAGUCUCUUUAUGCCUCGGACAGUACGGCUUCUAAUGCCGCUCCGUCGAACGCUUCGACGUGGGCUUCGACUCUUCUAUUUUCAGCUCCGUUGGCUUCAACUCCUCCAGCUCGCCCUCCGACGAAGUCCAUCUCGCAGCUUUCCAACUCGAUUCUUCCCUUUCCUUUGACGACAUUGACUUCUACCCCUUCAACGCACAAGAUCCUCGCCACGACGAAGAAGAAGUACAAGCCUGUCGCUCUCAAAACCUGA